UGUUGCAGAUAGCGGUGGUGGUGGAGUAGGAGGAUGUUCGGCGUCGCUGGAAGACACGCAAGGCGUCGCACCAGUUCGGCGUCUCUCCUGUCGUCGUCUUCCCUGCUCCCCGCCUCCCGCUCUCCCUCCAGACUCACAGCUGCCUCCCCAGCAGCCAGAAGAAACACAAGUGGUUCCCUGACAUCACUUUGCCGGUCGCCAGUCCCUCCAGGUACCACUCCUUCGCCUGCGCGGUCUCCAGGUGCCCACACAUCGGGUGCUUCCCCUGGCAGAAGCCCUGGGCGGUCUCCCUCCCGGUCCCCAGCCCGCUCGUCCAUCGUCUCUCUGGAAGGAUCGUCCAGCGUCCUGACCAGGAGGCAUUCCUCUCUAACCUCAGACAGUCAUGGCAUCCUUAUGGAAGAGGAGGAGGAGGAAGAAGGAGCAGCAGCAGGAGGAAGCGAAGGAGCGAAGAAAGCGAAACUCAAAAAGAGCGACGAGGAAGAAAGUUCAGACGAGGAGAAACCCUCUAGAGAUCUGGAGGAUCAUUUGGAGGAAGAGGAAGAGGUGGGGACCGACGGCAAAAGUCCUGUUGGGGAGGCGAGUGACUCCAGGAGGCUGUCCGAACGAAGUGCCGGAAGUAAUAAAUCGGAUGUGAGUGGAGGUUCCCCUGCUGGUACACCUGCAGUUACGGGUCCCCCCAGUACGGGCAAAAAACAGGUGCGCCUUAGUCUGCCUAAUGGGCCUUACCUGUCCCGUUAUCCCCCAGUGCUGUCCCCAACACCUUUAUCAGGUGCUGGGUAUUUCAGGAGACGGCAGGCAGUUACAAUCAGCGACUACAAGAGCUGUGCGCUCGUUCAGACCAACAUGAAGAUGGGCCUCGGCGACAUCAUGUUAGCAGCGGCGGCGGAGGCCCGGGCGUCGGCUGGAGGCUCGGGUGACGGGUUGUGCCGUCUCGGACGCCCAACGCCCACCUACGGGGCCAUGGGUGGCAAGAAGGGCCCACCCCAACAGCCUGGGGUUAAGGGCCCCACUUCCCUCUUCAUUCUCUCCGACGACAACAUCAUUAGGAAGUAUACUAAGUUCAUCAUAGAAUUUCCUCCGUUCGAGUACGCGGUUCUGUUGACCAUCAUCGCCAACUGCAUCGUCUUGGCCAUGGAGGUCCAUCUCCCGGAGGGCGACAAGACGCCCCUGGCCACCGACCUGGAGAAGACAGAGCCUUAUUUCCUCUUCAUCUUCUGUAUUGAGGCGUCGCUGAAGAUCUUGGCGCUGGGUUUCUGCCUCCACCCGUACUCCUACCUGAGGAACAUAUGGAACAUCAUGGAUUUUGUGGUCGUUGUCACGGGCGGUAUGACAUUAAUAGCAGCGGAUAGUGUUGGCCAAACUGUGGAUCUGAGGAUGCUUCGAUCGUUCCGCGUCCUCAGGCCCCUCAAGUUGGUCUCGCGGCUGCCAAGUCUGCAGGUCGUGUUGAAAUCCAUCAUCAAGGCCAUGGCGCCAUUGCUGCAGAUUGGCCUGCUCGUCCUCUUCGCUAUUGUCAUAUUCGCCAUCAUCGGCCUUGAAUUCUACUCUGGGGUUCUCCAUAAAACGUGUUUCAGUUUAGAAGAUUUAGGUCAAAUAGUUACUGAAGGCGAGAUGGCCACGCCGUGCCACACGGAUAAUACCUCCAUAGCUCCUGCAGGUGCUUAUGUUUGUAAUGAAAACACAUCCACCUGUCUCGAGCUUUGGGAAGGACCCAACUUUGGCAUCACAUCUUUCGACAAUAUAGGCUUCGCUAUGUUGACCGUGUUCCAGUGUAUUACACAGGAAGGCUGGACUGCCAUUCUUUAUUGGACAAAUGAUGCGCUGGGUUCCAGAUUCAACUUUCUUUACUUUGUCCCCCUUAUUGUCUUGGGGUCGUUUUUCAUGCUCAACCUAGUUCUUGGUGUUCUUUCUGGUGAAUUUGCUAAGGAAAGAGAAAGAGUAGAGAAUAGACAAGAAUUUUUAAAACUUAGAAGACAGCAACAAUUAGAAAGAGAAUUGAAUGGCUAUGUGGAGUGGAUCUGUAAAGCAGAGGAAGUAAUUUUAGCAGAGGAGAGAACAACGGAUGAAGAAAAAGCUCAUAUAAUGGAAGCUCGAAGAAGAGCAGCAGCGAAAAGAAAAAAGCUGAAACAUCUUGGGAAAAGCAAAAGUACAGAUACAGAGGAUGAGGAGAAUGAAGCUGAGGAUGAUGAUGCCCCCCUUUCUCUCGCAGUUCCUGCCAAAAAGAAAGGUUUCUCAAGAGCUUCCUAUUUAAAAAACAAAGUUAAGAAACAAGGUGCCUGUGCAAAUUUUUGGAAAGCAGAAAAGAGAUUGAGAUUUGGUAUUAGACGAACUGUGAAGCAACAGUGGUUCUAUUGGUUCGUCAUUAUUCUUGUAUUUUUGAAUACCGCGUGUGUGGCUGCAGAGCAUUAUAACCAACCAGAAUGGCUCACACAUUUUUUGUACUAUGCAGAAUUUAUAUUUCUAGGUCUAUUCAUAUCUGAAAUGCUUAUAAAAAUGUAUGCCCUGGGCCCAAGAAUAUACUUUGAAUCGUCCUUUAACCGAUUCGAUUGUAUCGUCAUCAGUGGCUCGAUAUUCGAGGUCAUCUGGUCACACUUUAAAUCCGAAUCAUUUGGUCUUUCGGUGCUAAGAGCCUUGAGAUUGCUGAGGAUAUUUAAAGUAACAAAGUAUUGGGCGUCUUUAAGAAAUUUGGUGAUUUCUUUGUUGAGUUCAAUGCGUUCUAUCAUUUCUCUGUUGUUCCUGCUCUUCCUGUUCAUCCUCAUCUUUGCUCUUCUUGGAAUGCAACUGUUUGGUGGUUCCUUCAAUUUUCCUGAGGGGACACCAGCUGCCAAUUUCAACACCUUUUCCAUAGCUCUCCUCACAGUCUUUCAGAUCCUAACAGGUGAGGAUUGGAACGAGGUGAUGUACUAUGGCAUUGCAUCCCAGGGAGGUACCAAGUCUGGUAUGAUCUACAGCCUUUACUUCAUCAUCCUUGUGAUCUUUGGUAACUACACGCUGCUGAAUGUGUUCUUGGCUAUUGCUGUGGACAACUUGGCAAAUGCUCAAGAACUAACAGCUGCUGAAGAGGAGCAGGAGGAGGAAGAUAAGGAGAAGCAACAAGCGGAGCUGGAGAAGGAGCUCGAGGCUCUGCAGAAUAGCGCAGAUGGACCACCGAAGGUUGAAAUUUGUCCUCCUUCUCCUGGUGGCGAAAAAAUGAAUGAUAAGAAAGCUGCUGAAGCAGAAAAAAAUGACAAGAAAGAAGAAAAGAAGACAGACACAAAGGAGGAAAAUAAAGACGAAAAAAAGAGUGAAUCAAAAGAAAGUGAAAGCAAUAAGCGCGAGGGAGGAAAAGACAAAGAUGAUGAAGCAGAAAAUGAAGAUGAAGAAGACAUGGGAGGUCCAAAGCCUAUUCUGCCAUAUUCAUCCAUGUUCAUACUUUCACCCACAAAUCCAAUCAGGAGAGCAGCACAUUGGGUAGUGAAUCUUCGCUACUUUGAUGGGUUCAUCAUGGUUGUCAUCACUUUAUCUAGUAUUGCCUUGGCCUCAGAAAAUCCUGUUGAAGAGGAUUCUCACUUUAAUCAGAUUCUCAACUACUUCGAUUAUGCCUUCACUGGAGUUUUUGCCAUAGAAAUGAUUCUUAAAGUUAUAGAUUUAGGGGUGAUUUUCCACCCUGGAUCCUACCUCAGGGAUUUUUGGAACAUAAUGGACUCCGUGGUUGUCAUAUGUGCUGCUGUUUCCUUUUGUUUUGAUAUGAUGGGCAGCACAACUGGACAGAACCUCAGUACUAUCAAGUCACUUCGAGUGCUCCGUGUUCUUCGACCGCUCAAAACCAUCAAGAGAGUGCCGAAAUUGAAAGCGGUGUUUGAUUGUGUUGUCAACUCCCUUAAGAAUGUGUUCAAUAUUCUCAUAGUGUACAUACUAUUCCAAUUCAUCUUCGCUGUUAUUGCUGUACAACUGUUUAAUGGAAAGUUUUUCUACUGCACUGAUGAAAGUGUGCAUGAAAGAGCUCAGUGUCAGGGUGAGUUCUUCGUCUUCGAAGGGUAUGAGCGUCCACCAGAAGUAAAACCAAGGUUAUGGCGGCAGCAGGACUUCCAUUAUGACAACGUGAUGGCUGCCAUGUUAACCCUCUUUGCUGUCCAAACAGGAGAAGGGUGGCCUUUAGUGCUCAAGAACUCAAUGGCAGCUACACGUGAGGACCAUGGACCACAGCCAGAAGUCGCCGUGGAGAUGUCCAUCUUUUAUAUCGUUUACUUCAUUGUGUUCCCUUUUUUCUUCGUGAACAUUUUCGUUGCUCUUAUCAUCAUCACGUUUCAGGAGCAAGGAGAAUCUGAGUUGCAGGAUGGAGAGCUGGAUAAAAAUCAGAAAUCAUGUAUAGACUUUGCCAUUCAAGCUAAGCCUUUGGAGCGAUAUAUGCCUAAGGAUCAUGACAGCUUCAAGUACAAGAUCUGGCGCAUUGUCGUUUCAGCACCCUUUGAAUACUUCAUCAUGUUACUCAUUGUGCUCAAUACACUUCUUCUUAUGAUGAAGUUUCAUAAUCAGUCCAAGUUGUACAAAGAUACUCUGCACUACAUGAACACAAUCUUCACUUCGUUCUUUACCAUUGAAUGUAUGCUCAAGAUCGUGGCAUUCGGAGUCAGGAAUUUUUUCAAGGACCGUUGGAAUAUUUUUGACUUCAUUACGGUGAUUGGCUCCAUCAUCGAUUCCUUGGUAGUGGAAUUUGGGCGAAUGUAUGGAGAGGGGACAGAAAACUUCAUCAAUGUAGGAUUCUUAAGGUUAUUCAGAGCAGCAAGACUUAUAAAACUUCUGCGUCAGGGUGAUACAAUUCGUAUUUUGUUAUGGACAUUUGUGCAGUCAUUUAAGGCACUGCCAUAUGUUUGUCUUCUUAUUGCAAUGUUGUUCUUCAUUUUUGCUAUUAUUGGCAUGCAGGUUUUUGGCAACAUGAAAUUUGAUCCCGACACUGACCUAAAUCGACAUAACAACUUUCAGUCUUUCUUCGCCGGUCUCUUGCUCUUAUUUCGAUGUGCCACUGGAGAGGCUUGGCAAAGUAUCAUGUUGUCUUGCAUCAAAGGUCGUCCAUGUGAUCCAGCUGCAUUGAAGGACAAGCCGGAUAAAACGUGUGGUUCCAAUAUUGCCUACAUCUACUUCGUCUCCUUCAUCUUCCUGUGUUCUUUUUUGAUGUUGAAUCUUUUCGUAGCCGUCAUCAUGGAUAAUUUUGAUUACCUAACUAGAGAUUCAUCCAUCCUUGGUGCUCAUCAUCUCGAUGAAUUUAUUAGAGUUUGGGCUGAAUAUGAUCCCAAUGCAACGGGCCGUAUUCAUUAUACAGAUAUGUAUGACAUGUUAAGGAAUAUGGAUCCACCUUUGGGGUUUGGCAACAAAUGUCCGUAUCGAUUAGCUUAUAAAAAACUUAUACGAAUGAAUAUGCCAUUAGAUAGUGAAGGCAGGGUACAUUUUACUACUACUUUAUUUUCUUUAAUUCGUGAAAACCUUUGUAUAAAGAUGCGACCAGCAGAAGAGAUGGACCAAGCCGAUUCAGAAUUAAGAGUGACAAUAAAAAAGCUGUGGCCGCUCCAAGCAAAAAAGAAUAUUGAUGUUAUAGUGCCUCCAGAUGACGAAUUAAAAUAUGACAAGUUAACCGUGGGAAAAAUUUAUGGCGGUUUAUUAAUUCUUGAAAAUUGGCGGACGACACGAUUUGGCCAAAUUCAACCAGCGGGAGGCUUGGAGGGUAAAGAUUCCCAUGGGCAAAAUGAGAAUGAGGAGGAGGAGGAAGAUGAGGAAAAGUAUGAGUCGACUGAGGAUAUUUUAUGUGGGGAGGGUACGCAACUACUCAGCAGUAUAGAAAAGGCUGAAAAUAAAGUCCAAGAGUCUGAGGAUGCAGAGGAAAUCCCAGAAACUGAGGAAACAGGAGGGGAUACUGAGGAAGUAGUGGAGCAAGAGUCAGAAUCAAAGCCAAGUUUGCUUGAGCGGUUGAUGGGUAUAGCAGUUCCUGCAGCUCCAAACAAAAGCACUCACGCCUCCAGAACCAGUUUGCCUCGCUCCAUUGAUGAGCAUCAGGACAUCCAAGGCCAGCAGAGUCGACAGGGCAGCCUCUCCCAGUCCAACGUAAGCAUAGACAUUGUACUUGGUAGUGACAAAGGGUCGAAAAAGUCCCUGACGUUGUUGGGUGCAGGCGUUGGACCCAAACGUGGCUCAGACCACGAAGGGUCUAGUGAUGCCAGUUGGCAGGUGGGGCUGGAAUUGGCUGAGGUAGUACAACGGGCUUCUAGGCGAGGAUCACUUGCUUCUGAUGAGGGAGGCUGCCACCUGAGACCGGAUGAAUAUCCCAUCAAUCGAUACAGAUCGAGAUCUCCUUCACCCUCUAGAGGCUUCCAGUCACCAACACCACCACACAGACGCCUCCGGUCUCCAACUCCAAUCAGGCGGAGCCCAUCACCGAGACGUGUUGGACAGCAGCCUCAUGAUAUUGGCUUCAGUGAUGCUGUCAGUGAUGUAGUGGACCUUGUCAAAUAUGAUCACGUACACCACAAACGAGGUAGGCUACUAGGCAAACUGCGUGGCGAUGAGUAUGGCAUAAUGUCUCCAUUGCGAGGUCGAAGUCCAAGUCGACGUCGCGAACCUUUCCCUCCACGACCAUGGGAGAGAGACAUCCGCUCUGCCUCCAACAGCCCAGAUCGUCAUUACAUAACAACCAGGCUGGAUACGCGUUCACGCAGCCCAUCCCCACACACUGGACUAACGGGAGCUGCUGGUCGGCGAGGUCGAACAUUAGAAUACUAUGGCACAGCUUCCCUAGAUCGUCGAUCACGCAGUCCCUCCCCACAUCAACGUGCAGGUUCCAGUUACCCAACCAUACCUCAGCGUCGUGGAGCAGGACGACGGUUACCCCCCACUCCUAACAAACCAUCAACUCUUCAUUUAGGUCCACCUUCAUCUCAACCUCCAACUGGCCAUCCAGGGUCAGGUCAUCACACUCUUUCUAGUGCCAAGUCGCCGACAAGAUCACAACCCAUCAAUUUCCCUAAACUAAAUGCCUCGCCCACACAUGUGCCCAAAUUAGAAAUGCCACCAGUGUUCCGAGAAAGAAGGACUCCACCAGUGACAGAGGGGAGUGCUAGACCUCGUGUGGCCCCGUCAGGGAAAGUUUUACCCCCAGGUGCGCUCCGCCGCCCACCUAUGGCACCAAUUAGAGACCAAUAUCCAUAUGAACGGCGACCUGAGGAACCACUUAGUUUCGAACAAGCAGUGGCCAUCGGGCGGGGCACCCGUCAACUGCCCUCACCAGCAGUGCCUAAUGGGUACAAACCAGGGCGGGAGCGAGCGGUACCGAGAUUACCAGCUCCUGUCGGACCACCAGGUGGUGGGCCGCCUCGUAGAGGGGCCCCAGGUGUACGCCAUAGUGACAGUGACGAGGAUGAUUGGUGCUAGUGGUUCCCACAGGGCGACGUGGGCCCCCACUGCCCUCAGACUGGUGGCAGUGGGGCCGACGGCACCCUGACUAGCAGUGCCUAGGAUUAGAGAGGAGCACAGGACCUGGGCAGGGGAGGCAUUGUAGUCACAAAUGUAUUGUGGCUUUUCUUCAUGUUUGUUUUGUACCAUAUCCCCUACAAGUGCUUUAUUUAAAACAUAAAACAAAUGUUCUUUGAAAUCUGUGAUAUUUUAAUAUCACCAUUAUUGUAGCUCUCAGAUGUGAGAGUUGUAUGAAUAUCAAAAGGAUCAGAAUGAGAUAUGUCAUUCCACUUUGUCUGUCAGUUUAGUCAUUGUUCAUUAGAUGUAGUCUUGAGUACCAAUUUGUUACCUUUUUCUUCUGGUUUUGAUAACUAGUCAGUUAGUAGUAUUUAACAUUUGCUAUGGAGACUUUGGUUCUCCCUGUCUUAUCUCACACGACAAGAAAAAGCAUUUGCCUGCCAAAGCUCUUGUGCUGGUAUAUUUCAAGCAUGAGAAGAUGCACCAUGUAGGGCAUCUCUUAUUGCUGUCCUUCACAUUCCUAGCCGUGCAGGUCUUGGGUUGUAUUUUGGAAAUACUUUAGUCCAUUUUUACCCUUGUGAUAUACUUACAGCCUUUUGGUGCGUGAAAUAGAUAUUAUAUUAUUUUUACACAUACAAUUUGUUGGCUGUUUCUAGUUGCAAGAGUUCAGAUGUUAAUGUAGGAAAGUCAUAUUAGUGAAGACAUUAACUGCAUCUUUGUUUGUAAUUGUAUUAUGAGGGUAUUGAUAGACAUAAGAAUUGCCAGAAUACCAUCUCUUGUUAUACUCAUAGUUUUAAUCUUCAGUGGACUGUGGUGCCUUUUGUAUCUCAUGUCCACAUCGAAGGCAUGUCCAGUAUUGGCGAGGGGGGCAGUGUGCCUGUGGUGACCCCCUCCCUGCUUUCCUGCCCCAUUGUACACCAAAUCAUCAAUUCAUUUGAUUUUCUAUUGAGAUGAUCUGUUAUAUAUAGUUCAGAUUAAUUUUGUUGUAAAAAUGUGAAUAGAAAUCUAUGAAUUAUUAAUAAGUUGAGAUUUGAUAGAGUUGUUAUUUUAAAGUUGAUUGAAUAAUGGGAAAUUUUAUCAUCAGAGAUAUAAAAUCACCUUAUCAAUUGUUAUCAGUGAAAAUAUUCCAGGUAUCUAUGGAACAUGAAUCAAUUGGUCAUCAUGAAUUCGUACUGAAACAAGAUUUGUUCAAAUGAACCAAUGUCAGUCGCAGGACAAUUCUGUUUUUAAAGUAUACUGGAAAGAUGAGCUUGGUUAGGGGUAUGCUAUCAUUUAGUAAAGUAACAACCUUACCAUUUUGACCUUUUGUAUGAAACGUCCUGCCUUAUGUGAAUUGGCCCUUGUGGUGGGAGAGGGCCAGAUAUAGCACCUAGGAGCAGUGGUUGAGAUGAUUUGAAUAUCUACAGGAAUUUAGAUAAGCUCAGAAGUUGAAAGGAGCAGUUGGGCGUCGUGGGUCAGACCAAUUAUGAACUAGCUGUGAAAACUGAUUAAUUUUACGUGUUUUUUGGAUGAGAGUACGCCCUCAUCCAAUUAAUGGGUUGUAUUAUUCAGAGUACUUCUGAUUGAACAGAAGUUGUUUAAAUGCCUCAUGAAGUGCAGUACAGGGAUCCUUAUUUUGUAUAAGAAGUCCCAUAGUAUAUAAUUAAAUGAUUGCUAUGUAAUCUGAUAUGGGUUUGAGCCAUAGACCCCAACAUAGUCGAGCCAUUUCAGCUGUAUAGAAAUGAUAAAGCAUUUAGUAUGCCUUAGUCCUCAAAAUUAGAUCAUUAGUGCUACAUCAUGAAAAUUUCAAUUGGCUCUUCACACUCUGAAAAUGAGGCUAUUAUCCGCAAGUUCCAUAAGGAUUUACAGGGCAGUAUGGGUAACAUUCUCACAUUGAAUUAGGGUUAACUGAAUACAAAAUUGCUCUCGUUUCAAUCUGCAGCUUCCCGUAGUAACUGCGAAUAUCCAAAUCAUCAUCUGUCUGCAAAUCCAUAAGUGCAUUUUUGUAUAUUAUUGUAGUAUCACCUCCUGUAGUGUUUCACAGUAUCCAUCCUGCUACCAUGAUUAUACUGUUCGAGGAUGAAGAUUGUUUGAAUCUUAGUAUUCAAUUAGCAAGAAUUUUAAAUUGUGUGAAAUUCAUAGAAAAUACAGUGCAGUCUUAAUAAUGUAUUUAGUUGGGAUCAAUUUUUUAAUGUAUUUUUAGUACAGUGUAUUUUUUUUAUUGAAUUGCUGUACUUUUUAUUGUUAUUUUGACAGCCAAAUGUCACAUAAGGUAGAAUGCCCAGUCUUUCACUAGUGUGUAACUUGUAGAUGGAAUUUUCAGUGAAAGUGAUCAAUUGAUUUGGGGUUAAUAGAUGUGCAACAGCUAUGAGCUAUGGUUUAUAAAUGUUCUACAUUUCUCUUUUUUCGUUUCGAAAAUCUGUCGAGCAAAAUCAUGACUUAUGAUUUCAUCCAAUUGUCAAACAGUCAGUGCCAGACUAUGAUAUUCUACCAAAUGUGUAAACUUCACCUACUCCAUCCCUAUGACUGAAAUAAAUUGGGGUGCAUCUUUGGGGACAAAAUAUUUUCUGUUUUUGUUUUGUUUAUGUUUGAUUCUGUUAAAUUGCAUUUGGAAUCACUUAGUAGUAUACAGUAGGUUUACAUGUAGACUAUAUACAUUUGAUUACUUUCAUUUUCCGAGAGGGAGGGGGAAUGUAAGGAAGGUGAGAGAUGGCGUCGUGGUAUUUUGCCCUGAAAUGAAAUGAUAGUUUUUGAACGGUAAGAGGUAAGUCCCAAGUGCAUAGUGAUGCAUCUGUUGACCAAGGUUAUUACCCUAGAACAGAGAAAAAUAGAUUUUUAGAUUUGCAGAAUACAGUACGUAGGGUGUAAUAGAAUAUUUUGUAUCUCUAUCAAGAACACAUUUUGGCAAUGUGACGCUGUAUGUCAUUGCUUCAUAACAUUAUUAUCUUGUGUUGAGGAUCGUUUCGUCUUAUAUUUGCUGUGGAAACCAUUCAAAUUCCAUACCCAACUCCUAAGCUUCUGUUGAAUCAAACAUAAAGAGGCCAAUAACAGAAAUUGUCUUGCUCUGCAAAAUGCAGCUCAUCCUCUAGUAAGAUUUGGCUGUCAUUUACAAAUGAAUGUCGUCAGUAUGAAGCAUAUUGACAAAAGUAAAGUUUUCGCCUUCAUCUCAUCUCAUUAUGAAAUCUAUUAUUGCCCAAAAUGCCAAUGUAAAAGUGUUCCAAUAUUUAUAUUCCUCAGCUGAAAUGCACAGAGACUUUAUUGUGUCUAUCUAUCCCUAAAACUCUAACAUUUUCGUACGUGCUUAAUGUUUCAGUCAUUACCUAUUGUUUAAAAUUUCCACCUUAAAACUUGAAUGAAAAUCCCAGUUACAAAUGAGAUUGAUAUAUAUAUAUACAUAGGAAUAUGUAUACAGUAUAUAUAUAAUAUAUAUAAAUACAUUAUAUGAAGUAUAAACCAUUGAUCUAACUAAAAAUUCAGUAUAUAUAUCACAUACAAAUGGCGGUAAUCAUUUAAAAGUUCACAGUUUCAGUACAUUUGUAUUCUGUAGUUAUAUGCCAGCGAUGGCCGUAACUGCAGUGCGACCACACAUCUUCCGCAGUCCAUGUGCGGUCGGAGCACUGUCCAGCCUGCAGCCGCUAGUGGUCUGCAGCCCAUACAUAUACUACUGUUUUCUACUUGAAAAUAAUAAUGUACAUGUGAAUAGUAUCAUAUGACAAUUCUUGGGCAUCUUUUGAGUGUUAUCAAUCAGCAGCUCUGAAAAUUUGGUAUAUGUUUAUGCUAAAAAAGACAGAAUAUCAGUUGAAUGAAAAGUGACAUAAAGCAAUGUACAACAUUGAAAAGAUCUUCAAGAAUUUUUGUAUGAGAAACCUUUAUAGCCACUUACCUCUAGUGCAUGAACAGUUUCAAAUGACCGAUAUUAUUAAUCAUUUGAUCAGUUUAAUUACCAUAGCUUUUGGUAUUUAAAAAGUAUAAUAGGCAGUCGGUUAAUCAAGUUUAAAUUAGCCCAAGACUGUUGAAGAUAACUACAAACCUCUAUAUUCCCUGUAAUGAAACCCUUGAAGCAAGAGUGGCCCCCAAAUGCAGGCCUUUUCUCUAGAAGAAUGCAAAGAGUAAUUACAUAUUCUUUGCAUUAUCGUGUGUGCCUUCAGUCACUUCAGUUUUUCCUCUUUGCCUGUCAUUAUUACAUGACGAGAUCUGAAAGAGGAGCUUGCAGCGGUAAAUGCCACAAGGUUCAGUUUUGACCCUCAGUCCUUUGUAUGUUGAAAAAAAGUGAACCAUAUGGGAUCUAGAGAGCUCCCUUUUCACCAUCCCGUCAGCCAUACAAUACGUAUAGAAUGCAGAAAGCAUUACUUUAUCAUGGUCUUUAACUGGUUUUAUAAGAAAGUCUUAUGUGCAUAAAGCAGUUUUGUGAAGCAUCCAACCAAGAGAGCAUCAAGCAUCAUUUGUAUGGGAGAUCUUGUUCAACUAGUGCUAAUGAUUUUAAUGCUUUUGGUUGCCUGUGCAGACACAGCUGAUUGCUUUGUGAACAAAGGAUGAUACAAAGAAACAGCAUAGCUCUUAUGUUUUGAAAGAGCUGAAGAUAUUGUGCUGAGACUGCCAUGUUAAGUUUCAAUGUUUCCUCCAAGUUUGUGGAGAGGAAGUAUGAAUGAUAAUAAUUAUUAUAGUAAAUAAAUGAAUAAUUAUAAUAACGAUAAUUUGACAGUAUACUGUAUAAAGUUUAAAAAUGUAACCUAAUGCCAAAUUGAGACUUUUUGAUGUUUCUGGCUAUUCCCUCUUGUAAGUACCAAUUGAGCAUUCCUAAAUUAUGAAAAUAUUUUAACAAACUGUACACUUGUUGUUGAUUGUAUUUUUUUUUCUUUUUUAUUUAUUAUUUUUUUUAAAGUGGAAGGUUUUGAAAAUCCAAACAUACUACAAUUUGUUAGGGGCAUACUAUGUGCAUCAGUUCUUACCACGGAAAAUACUACUGUCUUCUGGAAUAUGGAUUGUUUUGUGAAUUUGAAGAAAAAUAAAGUUAUGUAUAUGUAUUGCUUUUAAAAAGAUAUGCAUAGUGUUUAUAGGUAAAGAAGCAAGUAAACAACUUGAAAACAUAAGAGAAUUUUGCAAGGCAACAACUAACCAAUCAUAACUGGUAAUGCCAUGAUUUCUUGUUUUGAUUGGUUAGAAUUGCUAAGGAAAACGUCCAAACUUGCAUUUUCAAUGAAAUUCCUUCUCGUUGCUUUUUUUUAAUUGAAUUUCCAAACCUCCACUUUGGAAAUUCGGUGAUGACGUCAUGAACUGUGUGACUUCAUAACUUUGUUGUACCCGCUCACUCGAUUAUGUAUAGCACAUUACCCGGUAGAUGUUUUUGAAGAGAAUUUUAUACAAGUUCGUUUUCCUACAAUAAAUGAAGCAAAGUGAGGUAUAGUGCUAGUGACUACGGCGGUGUGGUUUAACCUAAAACAUUUUCUGCCUUCAUCCAGAACUUACUUUAAGGACUGGCUUCACAAAACUCUCACUGGAAGGUUUUCCCUGUGAAACCCCUUUUUUAAGAAUAUUAGUAGAACAGGAAGAGCAGUCUUGUCAGAAUUUUGCGAAGCUGGUGCUUACUUUAUAUCUGGUAGUAUUCAUGACUAGAGAAUUUUUAAGGGCAGAAGUAAAAUUACAAGCAGUGUAUGUCAACCGAAUAUAAGAUUUUUUCCAUUCCUACCUUCUAACCAAGUACUCUCUCUCACUAAAGGUUUUCAUACUGUAUGCGUGGUCAGGUCUGUACAGGAUUAUAUUGUCUCAAAUAAACAUUUUAUCAAUAUGCAUUGUUUAAAGGUU
This is a messenger RNA of Macrobrachium nipponense, 13215 nucleotides long. RefSeq names its product voltage-dependent calcium channel type A subunit alpha-1-like (gene cac). Gene Ontology annotation, biological process: calcium ion import across plasma membrane; chemical synaptic transmission. Bases 34 to 7395 code for a protein of 2453 amino acids. Gene Ontology annotation, cellular component: voltage-gated calcium channel complex; membrane. The transcript is spliced from 43 exons. The record is from RefSeq and is a predicted model, not a curated record. Lineage: Eukaryota; Metazoa; Arthropoda; Malacostraca; Decapoda; Palaemonidae. Gene Ontology annotation, molecular function: high voltage-gated calcium channel activity; calcium ion binding.